Drosophila subpulchrella is the source of this 450-nucleotide messenger RNA. RefSeq names its product lysozyme P. Gene Ontology annotation, molecular function: lysozyme activity. NCBI's taxonomy places the organism in Eukaryota, Metazoa, Arthropoda, Insecta, Diptera, Drosophilidae. The record is from RefSeq and is a predicted model, not a curated record. The coding region runs from base 1 to 450 and encodes 149 amino acids. The transcript has a single exon.
AUGUGGCCCAUUUGGCUGCUGGUUCUGUCGCUAUCGUUAUCACAGGCUAAUGGAAGGCAGGUGGGCAGAUGCAGCUUGGCCCGUCAGCUUUAUAGAUAUGGAAUGCCCUACAACGAGCUACCCGACUGGCUGUGCCUCGUGGAGGGCGAGAGUUCCUUCAGCACGAAGGCAAUCAAUCCAUCCAAUGCGGAUGGUUCUGUGGACUGGGGUCUUUUCCAGAUCAACGAUCGCUACUGGUGCAAACCCGCCGAUGGUCGUCCUUCCAACGAUCUCUGUCGACUGCCCUGCCGUCUGCUGUUGAGUGACGAUAUCCGGUAUUCAAUAGCCUGUGCCAAGUAUAUCAGGAAGCAGCAGGGAUUCUCCGCCUGGGUGGCUUGGAACAACCGCUGCCAGGGUGUGAAGCCCAAUGUCAGUCACUGCUUCCGGCGGAGGUACAGGAAUUCUGGUUGA